Mirounga angustirostris (Northern elephant seal) is the source of this 11935-nucleotide messenger RNA. RefSeq names its product mucin 5B, oligomeric mucus/gel-forming (gene MUC5B). NCBI's taxonomy places the organism in Eukaryota, Metazoa, Chordata, Mammalia, Carnivora, Phocidae. Gene Ontology annotation, cellular component: extracellular matrix. Gene Ontology annotation, molecular function: protein binding. The record is from RefSeq and is a predicted model, not a curated record.
AUGGGUGCCCCAAGCGGGUGCCUGGUGCUGGCCUGGGUCCUCGCGGCCCUGCUCCUGGUGCAGAAGACAGAGACCCAGGGCAGCGUGGAGCCCAGCCAGGCGAGCACAGAGGCUGCGCCGCAUAGUCGGAGGGCAGACGUCGCUUGGAGCACCGUCAUCCCGCCCAUCACCGUCUUGCCCACCAUGAGCUCCCGGAAGCCCGCGCACAACGGGCGCGUGUGCAGCACCUGGGGCGACUUCCACUACAAGACCUUCGACGGCGACGUCUUCCGCUUCCCGGGCUUGUGCAACUACGUCUUCUCAGCGCACUGCGGAGCCGCCUACGAGGACUUCAACAUCCAGCUGCGCCGCGGCUGGGCCGGCUCCAGGCCCACCAUCACCCACAUCGUCCUCAAGACGCAGGGGCUGGUGCUGGAGGCCUACAACGGCUCCAUCCUCAUCAACGGGCAGCGGGGGGAGCUGCCCUACAGCCGUGCGGGCCUGCUGGUGGAGCAGAGCAGCGUCUACAUCAAGGUCACCGUCCGGCUGAUGCUGACCUUCAUGUGGAACAGAGAGGGCAGUGCCCUGCUGGAGCUGGACCCCAAGUACGCCAACCAGACGUGCGGUCUGUGCGGGGACUUCAAUGGGCUCCCGGCGGUCCAAGAGUUCUACUCCCAUAAUGCCAGGCUGACCCCUCUGCAGUUCGGGAAUCUACAGAAGCUGGACGGGCCCACAGAGCAGUGCCAGGACCCCCUGCCUUCCCCGGCCAGCAACUGCACAGACGGGGAGGGCAUCUGCCACCGCACCCUGCUCGGCCGGGCCUUUGCAGAGUGCAACACGCUGGUGGACCCUGCCGCGUACGUGGCCGCCUGCACCCAGGACCUGUGUUGCUGCCCCACCUGCCCUUGCGCCACCUUCGCAGAGUACUCCCGCCAGUGCGCCCACGCGGGGGGACAGCCCCAGAACUGGAGGGGCCCGGACCUCUGCCCCCAGACCUGCCCCCUCAACAUGCAGCACCGCGAGUGCGGCUCGCCCUGCGCGGAUACCUGCUCCAACCCCCAGCGCUCCCAGCUCUGCGAGGACCACUGCGUGGAUGGCUGCUUCUGCCCCCCAGGCACGGUGCUGGAUGACGUCACCCACAGGGGCUGCCUGCCCCUGGAACAGUGCCCCUGCACCCACGGCGGCCACACCUACGCCCCGGGGGCCUCCUUCACCACCGUCUGCAGCGCCUGCACCUGCUCCGCGGGGCUGUGGCGGUGCCAGAACCUUCCCUGCCCUGGCACCUGCUCUGUCCAGGGCGGGUCCCACAUCUCCACCUAUGACGAGAGGCUCUAUGACGUGCACGGAGACUGCAGCUACGUCCUGUCCAAGACGUGUGCAGAGAACAGCUUCAGCGUGCUGGCCGAGCUGCGCAGGUGUGGCCUGACGGACAACGAGAACUGCCUCAAAUCGGUGGCACUCAGCGUGAACGGCGGGGACACGAUCAUCCAGAUCCAGGCCAACGGCGGGGUGUUCCUGAACUCCAUCUACACCCAGCUGCCCAUGUCAGCAGCCAACAUCACGAUCUUCAGGCCCACCUCCUUCUUCGUCCUGGUGCACACGGGCCUCGGGCUGCAGCUGCAGGUGCAGCUGGUGCCGCUCAUGCAGCUGUUCCUCAGGCUGGAGCCCUCCUACCGCGGACAGAUGUGCGGCCUGUGCGGGAACUUCAACCAGAACCAGGCCGAUGACUUCCGGACCCUCAGCGGUGUGGUGGAGGGCACGGCUGCCGCCUUCGCCAACACCUGGAAGACCCAGGCCGCCUGCCCCAACGUCAAGAACAGCUUCGAGGACCCCUGCUCCCUCAGCGUGGAGAACGAGAACUACGCCCAGCACUGGUGCUCCCUGCUGACUGACCCGGCCGGAGCCUUCUCCCGCUGCCACUCUGUCCUCAACCCCGCGCCCUUCUACUCGAACUGCAUGUUCGACACGUGUAACUGUGAGAAGAGCGAGGACUGCCUGUGCGCGGCCCUGUCCUCCUACGUGCACGCCUGCACUGCCAAGGGGGUGCUGCUCAGCGGCUGGAGGGACGGCGUGUGCACCAAGUAUGUGAGUAGCUGCCCCAAGUCCCAGCACUACAGCUACGUGGCGCAUGGCUGCCAGCCCUCCUGCCGCGCUCUGAGCCAGGUGGACGUCACCUGCGGCAUCGCCUUCGUGCCCGUGGACGGAUGCAUCUGCCCCUCGGGCACCUUCCUGGACGACUCGGGCGCCUGCGUGUCCGCCGACGCCUGCCCCUGCUACUUCCGUGGCUCUGUGGUGGCCCCGGGGGACGUGGUGCAUGACAACGGCGUGGUCUGCUCGUGUGCGGGUGGGAAGCUGAGUUGCCUGGGAGCGGCGGAGCAGAAGAGCUCAGGGUGUGCGGCCCCCAUGGUGUACCUGGACUGCAACAGCGCCUCGGCGGGCACGCCCGGGGCUGAGUGUCUCAGGAGCUGCCACACGCUGGACGUGGACUGCUUCAGCACCCACUGCGUGUCUGGCUGUGUCUGCCCCCCGGGGCUGGUGUCGGACGGGAGUGGGGGCUGCGUGGCCGAGGAGGACUGCCCCUGUCUGCACAACGAGGCCACCUACAAACCCGGGGACACCAUCAGGGUGGACUGUAACACCUGCACGUGCAAGAACCGCAGGUGGGAGUGCGGCCACAAGCCCUGCCUGGGCACCUGCGUGGCCUACGGGGACGGCCACUUCAUCACCUUCGACGGGGAGCGCUACAGCUUCGAGGGGAGCUGUGCGUACACGCUGGCCCAGGACCACUGUGGGGGCAACAGCACCGCCAACGGCACCUUCCGUGUGGUCACCGAGAACGUCCCCUGCGGGACCACGGGCGUCACCUGCUCCAAGGCCAUCAAGCUGUUCCUGGAGAACUAUGAGCUGGUCUUGCAUGAAGGCACCUACAAGGUGGUGCAGAGGGGGCCGGGCGGAGACCUGCCCUACAAGGUCCGGUACAUGGGCAUCUACCUGACCGUGGAGACUCACAGUGGCCUGGUGCUGUCCUGGGACCGGAAGACAAGCCUGUUCAUCCGACUGCAGCAGGACUACAAGGGCCGGGUCUGUGGGCUGUGUGGGAACUUUGACGACAACGCCAUCAAUGACUUCACCACGCGGAGCCAGUCCGUGGUGAGCAGCGCCCUGGAGUUCGGCAACAGCUGGAAGUUCUCCCCGUCCUGCCCCGACGCCCUGGCCCCCAGGGACCCCUGCACCGCCAACCCGUAUCGCAAGUCCUGGGCCCAGAAGCAGUGCAGCAUCAUCAACAGCGCCACCUUCGCCGCCUGCCAUGCCCACGUCGACCCCGCCAGGUACUACGAGGCCUGCGUGGGCGACGUGUGCGCCUGUGACUCGGGGGGCGAUUCUGAGUGUUUCUGCACGGCGGUGGCCGCCUACGCCCAGGCCUGCCACGACGUGGGCGUGUGCGUGUCCUGGCGGACCCCGGCCAUCUGCCCCCUGUUCUGCGACUACUACAACCCCGAGGACCAGUGUGAAUGGCACUACCAGCCAUGCGGGGCGCCCUGCAUGAGGACCUGCCGGAACCCGAGCGGCCGCUGUCUGCACGACCUGCCGGGCCUGGAAGGCUGCUACCCGAAGUGCCCACCCAGCGAGCCGUUCUUUAGCGAGGACCAGAUGAAGUGCGUGGCCCAGUGUGGCUGCUAUGAUGAGGACGGGAACUACCACGAUGUGGGCGCGAGGGUCCCCGCAGCAGAGAACUGCCAGAGCUGUGAAUGCAGUGCUGGCGGCCUCCGGUGCACGCACAGCCUUGCGGCCUGCACCUGCGUCUACAAGGGCAGGACCUACCAUUACGAGGACGUCAUCUACAACAUGACCGAUGGGCUCGGCGCCUGCUUGAUGGCCAUCUGUGGACACAACGGAACGAUCCUGCGCAGGGCUGUGGAAUGUCCUGGAACCCCAUCCACAACAUCCUCCACCUUCACCACUACCGUGGCCCCGCUCUCCUCGACAGGCUCGAGCCCCAUCGUCUCCACCGUGUGUGUGCAUGAGCUCUGCCUCUGGUCCGACUGGUUCGACGGCGGCCCCCCAGAGCCCGGCAUGGCAGGUGGGGACUUCGAGACGUUUGUGAACCUGAGGCAGAGGGGCUACCAGGUGUGCCUGGCCCCGGCGAGCAUCGAGUGCCGGGCACAGAAGCUCCCCGACACCCCGCUGCAGCAGCUGGGCCAGAAGGUGGAGUGCGAUGUGGCCCGGGGGCUGACCUGCCUCAACAGCGAGCAGAGCCCCCCGCUCUGCCACAACUACGAGCUGCGGGUCCUCUGCUGUGACUACCUGCCCUGCGGCACCUCCCCUGGGGCCACCACCCCGCAGCCACCGGCCAGGACCCUGUCCACCCCCGCCACGCAGACCCCGCCUGCGGAGCCCACCACGAUAGGAACCCCGGCGCCAAGCAGCACCCCGGCCUUGGCCACCACCUCCUGCCGGCCCCGGUGUCAGUGGACGGAGUGGUUCGACGAGGACUACCCCAAGUCUGAGGAGGCCGGGGGGGACAUCGAGUCGUACGACAAGAUCAGGAGCGCAGGAGGGGCCGUGUGCGAGCAGCCUCUGGACAUAGAGUGCCAGGCUGAGAACUUCCCCGGCAGCAGCCCCGCGGAGCUGGGCCAGCGCGUGCUCUGUGACGCCAGCUUCGGCCUGGUGUGUAGGAACGAGGAGCAGGUGGGCCCGUUCAGGAUGUGCUACAACUACAGGAUCCGCGUGCUCUGCUGCAGCCACGACCACUGUGCAGAGCCCACCCCUGGGCCACGGACACAGACCACGGUGCAGAGAACCACAGGAAGCCCCUCCAGGGGGACCCCACCUAUCCACACGACUUCCACAGUGACGGGAGCCACAACAGGCACCGUGGCCACCAGAGCCCCGUCCACCCCACCCACAGAGAUGCACACGACCACAGCAAGGACAUCGCCGGGGACCCUGGGAAUGGCCACGCCCAAGACCACUGCCACGCAGAGCACAGCGGGCUGUCAGCCACAGUGCGAGUGGACAGACUGGUUUGACGUGGACUUCCCGACCUCCGGGGUCGAGGGUGGGGACCUGGAGACCUUCGAAAACAUCAGGGCUGCCGGGGGCACGCUGUGCGAGGAGCCCCAGAAGAUCGAGUGCCGCGCAGAGAACUACCCUGAGGUCAGCAUCGACCGGAUCGGACAGGUGCUCAGCUGCAGCCUGCACACGGGGCUGGUCUGCAAGAACCGGGACCAGAAGGCGCCUUUCAACAUAUGCUUCAACUACAACGUCCGCGUGCUCUGUUGCCUCCCGGUGCCACACUGCCCCAGCACCGCCGCCCCCAGCACCCGCAGCACCGCCACCGGGGGCCCCACGUCGCCGAGGCCAGGAGCCACGACCACAGCGUCCAGCCAGACCCAUGCCUCCUCCCCCGGGACCACCCUGGGGGUCCCUGUCUCCACCACCCAGACGCUUGCUACCCCUGCCAGGACCACAGAGAGGGUCUCCAGCCCCGGUCCCUCUGCCUCCCUGAGGACCCCGACGGCCACCACCAAGCCCACUUCACCCAGUGCACCCACUACGGUCCCCGUGGUGACCUCCAGCACGUGGAUCCCCCCCGAGUCCACGCCCAACACGGCCACCCUUGGGACCACGCUGGUCUCCACGUCCCCGCCGCCCAGCUCCACCACGCACUCCAUGGCCACCUCGUCCUCCACGGGCUGCAGCCCCCGGUGCACGUGGACAGACUGGUUCGAUGAGGACUACCCCAUACCGGGCCUGGACGGCGGGGACUUCGAGACCUUCUCGGUUUUCCGCUCAGCGGGGCACGACUUCUGCCAGCGCCCCUGGGACAUCCAGUGCCGAUCGGAGAGGGCGCCGCACGCGCGUCUGGAGGACUUGGGCCAGGUGGUCCAGUGCAACGUGAGCUUCGGGUUGGUGUGCCGCAACCGCGAGCAGCCGGGGCCCCUGCCCUACUGCCACAACUACCACGUGCGCGUGCUCUGCUGUGAGGACCCCGGCCACUGUGCAGGCGCCACGGCCACGGGGCCCACCACGCCGUCCCCAGCGACGCCCACCACGGGGCGCACCACAUCGUCCCCAGGCACGCCCACCAUGGGGGCCACCACGCCGUCCCCAGGCACACCCACCACGGGGCCCACCACGCCGUCCCCAGUGACGCCCUCCACGGGGGCCACCACGCCGUCCCCAGGCACACCCACCACGGGGGCCACCACGCCGUCCCCAGCGACGCCCUCCACGGGGGCCACCACGCCAUCCCCAGCGACGCCCACCACGGGGCGCACCACGUCGUCCCCAGUGACGCCCUCCACGGGGGCCACCACGCCGUCCCCAGGCACACCCACCAUGGGGGCCACCACGCCGUCCCCAACGACGCCCUCCACGGGGGCCACCACGCCGUCCCCAGCGACACCCUCCACGGGGGCCACCACGCUGUCCCCAGCGACACCCACCACGGGGCGCACCACGCCAUCCCCAGGCACGCCCACCACGGGGCGCGCCACGCCGUCCCCAGGCACGCCCACCACGGGGGCCACCACGCCAUUCCACUCUGUGCCCCUUAUCCGGGUCUCCACGGCCUCCACACUCAGCCCCCAAGGCAGUGCAUCCACACCUUGGCACACCAAGACCUGGCCCGGCCUCCCCAGUACUGUGCCCAGCACAGCCCCGGCCACCUCCAGCACAGGGCCCAGCCCUGGAGCCUCCCUAUCACCCCCCACGCCCUCGGCCACCAGCUCUCCGCCCGGCACCACCUUGGGCCUCUCCACGGCCGCCUCCAGGGCCACGGCACCCACGGGCAAAUUCGAGAUCCCCCAGCCUGUGACCUCCAGUCACACACAGGCCCCCCCAUCCCCCGUGGCCGGGUCCACGGCCUGUGAGCCCCGCUGUGCGUGGACGGACUGGCUAGACGAGAGCUACCCGGUGCCGGGGGCCUCUGGUGGGGACUUCGAGACCUUCGCCAACCUCCGGACCACGGGCAAAGCCAUCUGCAAGCAGCCGCUGGAACUGCAAUGCCGGGCGGAGGGGCGGCCAGAGACGCCCCUGCAGGAGCUGGGCCAGGUGGUGCGCUGCAGCCUGGAGGACGGCCUGGUGUGCCGUAAUCAGGACCAGGCCGGCCCGGUCAAGAUGUGCCUCAACUAUCACAUCCGUGUGCUCUGCUGUGAGGACUACGGCCACUGCCCCAGCACCCUGGCCACCACCGUGGUCACCACGCAGAGCACCAGGCUGGGUCUGACCCCCACGCCGGCCACCAGCACCACGGCCUCCAGUCCUACGGCCCCCAAAACCGGCCGGACCGCGGCCCCUCCAAGUGCCAGCCCGCCUGCCGCUGGACCGCCUGGCUGGACAGCGACCAGCCCCUGCCCGGCCGCUACGGGGGGGACAUCGAGACCUACUACCACAUCUGGGACACUGGCAGCCAGCUCUCUGGGCCAGGACGUGCGGUGUGAUGUGAACUAUGGGCUCAUUUGCAGGAACAACUGGCAGAGGGGGGGCCGUACCUGCCUCAACUACCACAUCCGCGUGCUCUGCUGUGAAGACAAGAGCCACUGCACCAACUCCCCCGCCACGGAGCCCACCAGCACCAGCACUCGACGAAGACCACCGACCACCCAGUCAGGAUCCUCCUCCCCCGAGACCACCCAGGGGGUCCCUGUCUCCACCACCCAGACGCUUGCUACCCCUGCCAGGACCACAGAGAGGGUCUCCAGCCCCGGUCCCUCUGCCUCCCUGAGGACCCCGACGGCCACCACCAAGCCCACCUCACCCAGUGCACCCACCACAGUCCCCGUGGUGACCUCCAGCACGUGGAUCCCCCCCGAGUCCACGCCCAACACGGCCACCCUCGGGACCACGCUGGUCUCCACGUCCCUGCCGCCCAGCUCCACCACGCACUCUGUGGCCACCUCGUCCUCCACGGGCUGCAGCCCACGGUGCACGUGGACAGACUGGUUCGAUGAGGACUACCCCAUACCGGGCCUGGACGGCGGGGACUUCGAGACCUUCUCGGUUUUCCGCUCAGCGGGGCACGACUUCUGCCAGCGCCCCUGGGACAUCCAGUGCCGAUCGGAGAGGGCGCCGCACGCGCGUCUGGAGGACUUGGGCCAGGUGGUCCAGUGCAACGUGAGCUUCGGGCUGGUGUGCCGCAACCGCGAGCAGCCGGGGCCCCUGCCCUACUGCCACAACUACCACGUGCGCGUGCUCUGCUGUGAGGACCCCGGCCACUGUGCAGGAGCCACGGCCACGGGGCCCACCACGCCGUCCCCAGCGACGCCCUCCACGGGGGCCACCACGCCGUCCCCAGCGACGCCCACCACGGGGCGCACCACGUCGUCCCCAGGCACGCCCACCAUGGGGGCCACCACGCCGUCCCCAGGCACACCCACCACGGGGCGCACCACGCCAUCCCCAGGCACGCCCAACAUGGGGGCCACCACGCCAUCCCCGGCGACACCCACCACGGGGGCCACCACGCCGUCCCCAGCGACGCCCUCCAUGGGGGCCACCACGCCGUCCCCAGGCACACCCACCACGGGGGCCACCACGCCGUCCCCAGUGACGCCCUCCACGGGGGCCACCACGCCAUCCCCAGUGACGCCCACCACGGGGCGCACCACGUCGUCCCCAGGCACGCCCAACAUGGGGGCCACCAUGCCAUCCCCGGCGACACCCACCACGGGGGCCACCACGCCGUCCCCGGCGACGCCCUCCACGGGGGCCACCACGCCGUCCCCAGCGACGCCCUCCACGGGGGCCACCACGCCGUCCCCAGCGACACCCACCACGGGGCGCAUCACGCCAUCCCCAGCGACGCCCUCCACGGGGGCCACCACGCCGUCCCCAGCGACACCCACCACGGGUCGCACCACGCCAUCCCCAGGCACGCCCACCACGGGGGCCACCAUGCCGUCCCCAGGCAUGCCCACCACGAGGGCCACCACGCCAUCCCCAGCGACGCCCUCCACGGGGGCCACCACGCCAUCCCCAGCGACGCCCACCACGGGGGCCACCACGCCAUCCCCAGCGACGCCCACCAGGGGGCCCACCACGCCAUUCCACUCUGUGCCCCUUAUCCGGGUCUCCACGGCCUCCACACUCAGCCCCCAAGGCAGUGCAUCCACACCCUGGCACACCAAGACCUGGCCCGGCCUCCCCAGUACUGUGCCCAGCACAGCCCCGGCCACCUCCAGCACAGGGCCCAGCCCUGGAGCCUCCCUAUCACCCCCCACGCCCUCGGCCACCAGCUCUCCGCCCGGCACCACCUUGGGCCUCUCCACGGCCGCCUCCAGGGCCACGGCCACCCAUACCUUGCCAGCAGUGACAGUGACCAUGGCGUCCACAUCUGUCCUCAGCACCCCGGGGACCCCUGUGUCCCCCAGCUGGAACUUCACCACCCCCUGCCUCUGCCGGGUGUUUGGGCAGCUCUUCUCACCUGGGGACGUGGUCUACAAUAAGACAGACGGUGCGGGCUGCUCCUUCUAUGCCAUCUGCAACCAGCACUGCGACAUUGACCGCUUCCAGGACACCUGCCCCACCUCUUCGCCCCCCGAGUCCUCUUCGGCCCCCACGGCCUCGUCCUCCCAGCCUCAGGGCUGCGACCUCAUCGUCCCUGCCCGACAGGUGAACGAGUCCUGGACCCUGUCGGACUGCACGGUGGCUCUGUGUGAGGGCCACAACCGGGUGGUCCUGCUGGGGCGGAAGCCGGCGGCCAGCAUCCGCUGCGUGAACGGACACCCUCCGGUCAGAGUGUCGCAGGAGAGCGAGCCGUGUGACUUCCACUUCGAGUGCGAGUGCUCCUGCAGCGGCUGGGGGGACUCGCACUACACCACUUUCGACGGCACUUCCUACUCCUUUCGGGACAACUGCACCCACGUGCUCAUGAAGGAGAUCCGCCCACGCUACGGGAACCUCAGCAUCUACAUGAACAACUACUACUGCGGGCCCACCGGGGCCACCACGGCCGCCGCCCACUGUCCCCGUGCCCUCAGCAUCCACUACAAGUCCAUGGAGGUCAUCCUUACCACCAGCACCAGCAUCCGCGGGCAGGAGCAGAGCCUGAUCCUGUUCGACCAAAUCCAAGUGAGCUCGGGCUUCAGCAAGAAUGGCGUGAGUGUGUCGGUGACGGGGACGACCACGAUGGGCAUCGACAUCCCUGCCAUUGGCGUGAACAUCACCUUCAACGGGCACCUCUUCCACAUCCAGCUGUCCUACAGCCGCUUCAGCCACAACACCGAGGGCCAGUGUGGCACCUGCACCAACAGCCAGACGGACGACUGCCGCCAGCCCGGCGGAACCAUGGCCCCCACCUGCCAAGACAUGGCCCACCGCUGGCUGGUUCCCGAGAGGGGCCGGGAGGCCUGCUGGGCGCCUACCCGCCCGCCCCCGACGGCUGGCCCCGCGCCCUCAGCACCCAGCACGCCCGCCUCCUCCCCGUGCCCCCCGGCGCCCCUCUGCGAACUGCUGCGGAGCCCGCUCUUCGCAGAGUGCCACACCCUCAUCCCACCCGACCCGUUCGUCAGCUCCUGCGUCAGUGACGGCUGCCAGGCGGACAGCCCCAGGGCGCCCUGCGGGAGCCUGGAGGCCUAUGCGGCCCUCUGCCGCGCCCGGGGCGCCUGCAGCAACUGGCGGAAUGCCACCAGCGGGCUGUGCGACUUCACCUGCCCGCCCGACAAGGUGUACCAGCCCUGCGGCCCUGCACAGCCCGCAUCCUGCGACUCCAGGAGCCAGAGCAGAGCGGGCAGGGGGCUGGCAGAAGGCUGCUUCUGCCCCGACGGACACACCCUCUUCAACACACACACGAACGUCUGCGUGCUCGAGUGCGCCUGUGUGGGACCAGAUGGGUUUCCCAAAUCUCCUGGGGAGCGGUGGGUCAGCAACUGCCAGGACUGCGAGUGCCACGAGGGCUCCUUGUCAGUGCAGUGCACCCCCGUGCUGUGUGAGGCCCCGGAACAGCCCCCGCAGUGCAGCCAGGCGGGCUUUGUGGCCGAGACCAGGCCUCUGGCCAACAACUCAUGCUGUCUGGGGACGCUGUGCGUCUGCGACACGACCACCUGCCCCCAGAGCCCACCCAAAUGUGGGCCGGGAGAGGAGCUGAUCCGCACCCAGAAGGAGGGUGAUUGCUGCCCCACCUUCAUCUGCCGACCUCAGCUGUGUUACUACAAUCACACUGCCUACGAGAUCGGUACAACCUUCCCAUCCGUCACUCCCUGCCACACGUGCACCUGCCUGUCCGGGGACACCCAGGGCCCAAUCGUGCAGUGUGAGGAGAACAUCUGUAACACUACCUGCCGCCAGGGCUACGAGUACUGGAAGGUGGCCGGACAAUGCUGUGGGGAGUGCGUGCAGACAGCCUGUCCCACGGAGGAUGGCUGGCUGGUCCAGCCCAACGAGACCUGGGUCAACAGCCUCGUGGACAACUGCACGGAGUACCGCUGCGAGGUCAAGAACGGGCUCCACGUGCUCACUCUGAGGCCCACGCCCUGCCCGGACGUGUCCAGCUGCCAGGGCAUCCUCAGGAAAACCGGCUGCUGUUACUCCUGUGAGGAAGUGGACAAGUGCCAAGUCCGCGUCAACAGAACAAUCCUGACACACCAGGGCUGCGCCACUCGGGCCCCGGUCAACCUCACGUUCUGCGGGGGCUCAUGCCCCGGAGUGUCCAAGUACUCCGUGGAGGCCCAGGCUAUGGAGCACCAGUGUACCUGCUGCCAGGAGGCAGGGGUUCAUGAGGAGGUGGUGACCAUGCAGUGUCCCGACGGGACCACCGUCCAGCGCACCUACACCCACGUGGACAAGUGCAGCUGUGCCCCAUCCUGCGUCCGCUCGCCUGAGGCUCCCGAGGACAGCACCCCCAUCUUCCUGACCUAGGGCUCCACCACUGUCUGUUGCCAUUCUGACCCCCUCCCGCCAGGCCCCCCACCCCAGUCUGGAGCCAGGACACACACCACCCAGCCACGGAAAGCUC